Molecule: messenger RNA, 7624 nt
Organism: Scatophagus argus
Lineage: Eukaryota; Metazoa; Chordata; Actinopteri; Scatophagidae
Gene: lrch2
Product: leucine-rich repeats and calponin homology (CH) domain containing 2
Exons: 21
Coding region: 100-2397 (765 amino acids)
Molecular function (GO): protein binding
Source: RefSeq, a predicted model, not a curated record
UAUCCUGCUCACCAUCACCAUCACCAGCAGCAGCAGCAGCAACAGCAGCACCACAGCAGAAGCCCAUCCCCUAGCGUCCGUCCCGUGUAUGUACCCCGUAUGCGCAUGGGCGGAGAAACUGCCGUUGUGCGCUGUUAUUAUUGUCAGAGUAAUUUCUUUUUUACGAAAAUGGCGUCUGGUCAGGGAGGUGUGGGAGCUGUCACGGCUCUACAAAGCCAUCACUACUCUUGCGGACCUCACUGGAGCCCGGGAAUCAACCAGUAUCAGCACCAGCAGCAGCACCACACGGCCCGCAGCCUGGACCGGGCUCUGGAGGAUGCCGUGUGCUCGGGGCUCCUGAACCUGAGCGGUAGGAAGCUGAGGGAGUACCCGGGGAUGAGCUACGAUCUGACCGAUACAACACAAGCAGAUUUGUCCAAGAAUCGGCUCACAGAAAUCCCUCCAGAAGUGUGUCUGUUCGCCCCCCUCGAGUCGCUCAACCUCUACCACAACUGCAUCAAGUGCAUCCCAGAAGCCAUUAUCAAUCUGCAGAUGCUGACUUAUCUUGACAUCAGCCGAAAUCUCCUGUCAGUUUUGCCAAAAUACUUGUUCAGCCUCCCCCUCAAAGUUCUGCUUGUGAGCAACAACAAGCUUGUGUCCAUCCCUGAGGAGAUUGGCAAGGCCAAAGAGUUGAUGGAACUGGAUGUGAGCUGUAAUGAGAUCCAGGUUCUGCCAGCUCAGGUGGGGAGGCUUCAAGCCUUACGAGAACUCAACAUCAGGAAGAACUGCCUUCAUAUGCUGCCCGAGGAGUUGGCUGACCUGCCUCUCAUUCGACUUGACUUUUCCUGCAAUAAGAUCACAGAGAUUCCUGCGGCGUACAGGAAACUCAGGCAACUGCAGCACAUUAUCUUAGACAACAAUCCUAUGCAGUCUCCUCCCGCACAGAUUUGUCUCAAGGGCAAAGUGCACAUAUUCAAGUACCUGAACAUCCAAGCGUGUAGGACGGACAAGAAGCCAGACACCCUGGACCUCCCCACCCUUGGCAAACGUUGCCUCCCACAGCCGCUUACCGAUAGCAUGGAAGAUUUUUAUCCCAGUAAGAACCACGGUCCUGACUCUGGAAUUGGUAGUGACAAUGGUGACAAGAGGCUUUCUACAACUGAGCCUUCAGACGACGACACCGUCAGCCUGCAUUCUCAGGUUUCAGAGACAGCCCGUGCUGACGCCCUCUCACUGCUCUCCAAAAUGGACUCUUCCAAAGAUCAGGAUCUGUAUGACUUUAUAGAGCCCAACCCGGAUGAGGAUCCUGCUCUGUCAGAGUGUGAUGGGCAGCAGAGCAGUCAUGUGUCUUGUAUAAAGGAACUGGAGAAAGUUCUUAACAUGUCUCACCAAAGCAAAGAUAAAGACAGCUGGAAGGAGGAGUCGGGCUCUGACAAGGAGCAGCUAGUUGAGGAGGAGGAUGAUGAGCUGAAGGAAGUGCUGGAUCUGAGAAAGAUUGCCGUUCAGCUUCUGCAGCAGGAGCAGCAGAAUAGACGACGGUCCUUAAUUUGCAGAGCAGAGAGUCUUAUUCACAGACGGAGAGUGACUGGCCGGGCACACAGGUUUUUAAGUCACUCCGGAAGCUCUGGCAGCAAACCAAGGCCCCCGCCUCAGACGGCUCGAAGUGCUUCUCUGGAUGAAGGGAGUAGUGGAGCAUCCGUACUGAGUGGACAGCCUGCUUCUUCGUGCUCCUUUGAUGGCAGCCUCAAGACCGACCAAUCGGAUUCAGAACCAAAGUGGCCUGAAGUCCCACCUGUCCUCAAUCAGAAUGAAGAUCGCAGGAGGAACAAGUACCUCAGAAAAGAUUAUCUGAAGUACAAGUGUCAGAGUUCUCGGAAAAACUCCAGUGGAAAUGAAGAUUCUGAGGACGGUUUGCGCAGCGCUGACUUCAGCACCACUCUGACAGUAUUUGGACUAAAGCCAAGAUCAGCCUUCACCAGAGGAAAUCGUCAAGACUACACCUCCACAGACCCCAGUUUCACCAUGAGGAGGAAGAUGGAGCACUUGAGGGAGGAAAUGGAACAGAUAGGACUCUUACGGCAGAACAUUGAGUCCAGACUGAAGGUGUUGCUCCCUGACGAUGUCGGAGCCGCUCUGAUGGACGGGGUUGUUCUUUGCCAUUUAGCCAAUCACAUUUGUCCUCGGUCUGUUGCCAGCAUCCAUGUACCGUCUCCCGCAGUGCCAAAGCUUAGCAUGGCAAAAUGCCGAAGGAAUGUGGAGAACUUCUUGGACGCCUGUAAGAAGAUGGGUGUUCCACAGGACAAGCUGUGUCUGCCCCAUCACAUCCUGGAAGAGCGCGGCCUGGUGAAGGUGGGUGUGACUGUCCAGGCUCUGCUGGACUUGCCUCAUUCAAAGUCCACACAACUGGCAGCUGUUUGACACAAGUCCAGAUGUUACAUCCAACCUGCAGUCAUACAGCCAACCCCUCUCCCCAGCCCAAACCCACACCCCAUCACCUGGGACCAGAGAGCCCUUCAGGGCGAGGUCCCAGUGAGCACUGGGUCUUUGGGAGUUUGCUUCUGCCUGACUGAAACAGGAGUCAGGAGGGAGAAAUACCUCUGUCUCUUUAUAUGAUGUCAGCUGCCACCCACUUCCUGUCCAUCACAUUUUCACUUGUAUCCUCUUCCUGGUUACUGGGGUCAUCUUUUAUAUGUGUGUGGACUAGCAAUGUGACUGUGUGUUUCCCGUGUGAGCUGCACAGUUCGGACUUGCCAAGGAGAGACAGACAAGACAAGACAAUGGGUCUAUAGGAAGACCUCUACCCUCUCACCAUGCUCAGUGAUUAUUGAGCCUGCAAGUGCUGCAGUACUGACAACCUUUCCAUGCUGAUGUUGGAGACAUUGACAGUGAGGAGAUGACAGACAUGUAACUCAGUCUUUCACUAAAGAUGCACAAACCACUGACAGACCUCAAGGGGCUCUUAUGCUCUUGAGUUUCCCUCAUAUUUGUGGAAUUUAUUUUUCCCAUGAGAGGUAAUUUUUUUGAAUUUAUUGUACAGUGUUAUGUUGGUUUUUUGUUGUUUUUUUACAUGAUGUGCAUCAGGUCCCUAUUGUAUGCUCUUUUCAGAAGCCAAACCUGAUUCAUAUGUUUUUUGACUCGAGGUAUUGCCUUUUAGCGGCCACAUCUCCACUGCUUGUUGAAGUAGAAUUUACGCUACAGUCGACAUUCUUCCUUCUGUUUUUUCCUCAAAAUUCUGGUGUGGCUUAAAUACAUUUAAAUUCUCCGUAGCGAACUCAAUGCCAGCCAGCAGUCACCGGGGGAAGCGACAUUUGACCACUGUGAGAACACGUGCUUGGCUCUGGCCAAAAGCAUGAUGGUCCUGUUUUGUAGCGGUUUUUUUUUUCCACUGUAUAUGUAAGGUUUCUGUUUUUGAAAAAAUAUUCUGUGUUGUGACUUUUCUAAGGUUUUUAUACUUUCUUCCCAGUCAUUGCCAACUGUCACUUGCCUUUCAAGUUCAGAGUUCACAACUUGGGUUGUGCCAUGUUAGACACAUAGCAGUUAGGAUUUUAUUGCUUUGCAAAACCACAGAUGAAACAUGUUCAUACUGAUUCGAGGGUUCUGAGUGAUGUGCCUCUGCUUAAUGAAAAGGUGGAGUGCUGCUUAGAGGCAUUUACUCCUGCAAACCUUUCAUAUGUGGCACGGUCGGAUCUCAUUGCCAGGCCACCUUGCUGUUUGUGGUUUCUGAUACAAUUCAUUACAUCAGGGAAAUUAAAUUAUUUAUGUAUUUAUUCAUUUGUUUUCUAUUUAUACGUUGUUGCUCUGUGUGUUCUAACCCUGAUUUUCCGUUCAGGUGCAGUGCAGCUGAACAUUUAGAUUUAGAUUCUGUGGCCAGAAAUGAAAUAUUGACUGCAAGAUGUAAGAAGAAUUUUAGCAAAGAGUUUAGUCACAGCUGUCUCACUACUGUAAUUAGUACUGGGAAUUUUAUCUUACACCUGUAUACUAUAAGAGUCACUCAGUCAGGGUGGAGAUUAAUAACAAAGUUGUCAGUAGCAACAAGAGCUGUGUUGACAACAUAAUAUACCUGCAUAAUAUGGGAUUCUGUGGAAAAGGUUAUGUAAGAGUUCAUCAUGUUCACAAAGGCUUAAGCUGUGCCCUGAUUAAUUUAACCUUUUCUAUUUUAAAUCUGUGUUAGUAAUGGAUUAUGAUUUCUGCAGAUUCCUGUGAUGCACCAUUCAUUUUAUUAUUGGAUCUCCCACCGCAGUGGAAAAACAGACAUUGCAGUCGUAGCAGUAGUAAGACAUUAUGUCUUAAUUAUAGAUAUCAUAAAUCCAAAUACUGCCCAUCAUGCUUGCUUGACAAACAUGAAAAGACAUUUGGUCUCUCACUACACUGAUUUGUACACAAUAUAUACAGUGUACUGUAUUUGAAAAUGCACCUUUGAAGUACUACAUGACCUGUCUGUGAGCUGUUAUGACAUAAAGCUGAACACAAAGUUUACAAGUAUGAGAGACGAGUUCAAGUGAAAGUGGAGUUAAAGCAGAGUUUUGGUGUGUUUCCUAAAGGCCAAAUGCCACUUUAACAGCUUCAAAGCCCACAAAUAUCAUCAUGCUAAACAUCAUUAUUACAUCUAAAAACGUGACAUAUUGUGCCUUAAAGGAGGGGUAUUUGUUUUAUUUUUUUAGUCAUACACUAUCAAGUUUGUGAAAUGCACCAGCCCCAUUUUUUAUACUAUUAUGCUUUCAUGAGAUCCUUUUUUCAAUGCAUGCUUUUUGUGUGACAUAAGCAGCUUCUCUGCUGACGAGCUACAUCUCUGGAUUGGCUGCCAUAAGGGAAGAGAAUUAAGUUAAAUCUCAGUGGUCACUGUACAACCUCACAGUCUACCGUACAUAGACAACCAAAGUGUGAGAGACUUGUUCUUGAGGUUUACUUGACUGACUCUGACAUGAAUCAUGCAUUUGCUGUCUCAUUGUACAAAGGUGGCCUCUUCAGAUGUUCAGUUAGAUGUCAGAUGUUCCUUGUUAAAUAUCUUUCCUGUAAAGCUAUGCUUCCUCUUUUGUGGCCGUAUUAACUGAAUUUGUGCCAUCAUGUUCCAAAGAAGAGAUGCAGCAGAGAUACAGAAUAACACAGGGCUUCCAGUUUAUCAUGCCUGACUUCUAAAAUAUGUGUAUUCUCAUGUAGAAAAGCCCCACUGGCAUUCUACAUUUUGUAUGCUAUCUCUUGAUCUGUUGCUAUCUGGAAAAUACCCUCAUCUGUAGCACUCUCUCAUCUUUUACGGUCCUGCAACAAUACAGUGAUCAAACAAGCAGCUUUUUGAAGGGUAUAUCAAAUGUGUUCUCAUCAAGAAUCCUUAAAUGGGCACAAAUUAGACCACAGACCCCCAUUUGAUAAGAUUCCCUCGCGGGUUCUCCCAUCUGAUAAGAAUUUAGCUUUUAGAUGUUUUAAUGUGUGAAAGCCAUGACCAAAAUAGUCACAUUCUGCCAAUGUGUUGUGCAUGAAUUACAGUAAAAAUAAAUUAUUCCCCUGUUUGCUUGAGAACUCCUAGAAUUGUCUCAAGAACGCCUGUGAUAGACACAAAAACAUGCACAAGAAAAAGUAAAAUCUGAAACACAAACUCAAACUUGUAGCACACAGCCCUAUGUUAGCACUACAGUAGCUCGGCUACAAAAGUCACACAGCAAAGGCUUUAUCACUGAAGGUAGCAUUGUGACAUCUCACACUCUUUGUCUCUCUGUAAUUGCAGCUUUGUAGACAGUGGAGCCAUUGAAAUGAUGUGUAACCCACCUGAGGGCUGCUGUGUACUGUACCAGGCAUUCAUGCAGAAUACCAAUGCAGAUAAUUUGUAGAUCAAAAAUUUAAAAUUCUGGUGCUGGAUGCCUAAAAACAAUAUUUUUGGACCAUACACUGUUGUCUUCACACGUUACUGCACAUAUUCAGUUGUCUUGGCUUUUCCAAAUAACUCACAGUUACUUUAUGUUUGGAGUUAGAUGAGCUGAAAAGGUGAGAAGAAGUUUUGUGACUGAAUUUUAUGGGAUUUUGCAUGAUACCAGCAUGGUGCAAAAAGGAUGGCAAGUCACAUCAUGAAGGAGAUAUUUUCUGGCUUUAUCAUUGUAUGGUGUGUCUGCUGUGAGUAUAGCAGAUUUUCACAUAUAUGUGAAUUGUGCGGAUGACUGCCACACACAGCUUGAACUGACAUAGGCUAUUGCCAAGGCUCCUGUAAAGGCAGACUAUGAACCUAAGGAAACAAGUUAAACAUAGGGUAGUUACAUAAAACAGUUUCUCCACAAGGUGUGAUGCUCCAACUUGAAAGCUCUUUGUAAGAUUUGUCAUUCACAACUGCUGCCUAUUAAAUUGCUGGUGGAUGACAUGACUCACCCCUUAUACUAUGUGGAUUUGUUUUUUUUAUUUUUGUUUUUUUUAAAUACAUAUUAUAUUCAUGUUAACACGCAAUCCAUGCCUGGACAUGUAAUAUUGCCCCAUUGUAUUCAUGUGAAUAUAAUGCAGCUUUGUUUGUGAUCCCUUGUUUAUUCCCUGUAAUUGCCCUUCCUGUUUAAUUAAUUCACAGCCAUGCUGGUGCAUGCAUGCUGCAGGUGAUGUACACACCUACCAUGUAACUCCAGUGCAGUGUAAUUUAACUGUUGGAUUUUCCCAUCUCUGCCUUGAUGUCAACUGGAGCCAACACCUCACUGGACUAUGUGUGCGGUUUCCUUCAGUCCUCUAUCAGUUGAUAAGACAAAGUGGUGAGAUAACAUUUAUUUGCUAUAGCUAGUGGGAGCAGCCAUGAGUCAUCUGUGAGGUCAUGAAAAUGUCCUUUCAUGUCUUCGCAGAGCAAUAGCGUUAAUAUCACCACUAUCAUCAAUGUUCACAGGAUAUAUUAAUGGAUCUCUUUCAUAAUUCAUAUGAGGCUUCAGCAGUCUGUAUCUAAUAUCCCAAAUUUACAGCUGUUGUAUUGUCAAAUGUCCUCAAUAUGUUUGUUGAACUUUGACCGAGGAUUAGCGCCACGCUGAGGAAAUAGGAUACUAAAAAGUCUGUAACUUUGGAAGAUACCCACUUGUUUUGUGUAAGUCAGACUUUGAAGCUUUGUAAUAAGCUUUGUCUGAACUUUAGGAAGUAAUUUAUGAUAACGCUCUCAGUGUACAUAUGGGCAUGUGAUUAAGACAGACUUUGAAUUUUUUCAAAUGUUUGGAGGAGGUGGAAAUCUGACAGUAUGUGAAACUUUUCAACAAUGGCUCUACCCAGUCCUUUAUUAUUUGGUUCUUAAGUUAGCCACAGCUCUGAUUAAUAAAUAGGUCUGGUGGAAGGUGCUUUAUGAGGCCGAGUGGCAGCUUUCCAUGUUACUUUCAUGUGACACUCCCUUUAGCACACUUGCAGCGCAAAAAAGUCUUCAAUGCACUAAUUAUAUGUGUCUGUCGUUGGCUCACUUGUCUAUCAGAACUUGUUAUGAUUUAAUACAUUAUCUCAUCCAAAGAACCAGUGAAACAGUGAGUCAUGUCUAAAUACUACACUGCCAAGAAAAUUCGAACUUAAGUACUUAAGCUUUUUGUAUUUUAAAACAAGUCAAAUGCAUGCAAGAAUACUCAAUGGCUGAAGCUGAACUUCUGUACAUAUCGUCUGUAUAAAUUCCAGGGAUUUCUUAAAAAAAUAAGUGAAUAAAUAAAUGUGGUCAAUA